AAGGGGCAGGUACACCCUUAAACCAUUAAACCACGAGACACAUCAAAAAGUGAUAGACUCACUCAACCAGCGACGCACCCAGAGAGCGCCUAGCUCUAGCCCUGGUUUCACCCAAAGCCAAAGCCAAAGCCAUAGCCAUGGACUCAACACCAACGACCCCGCAACCUCUCCCUCCGCUCUCCAUCAAAUCCUCUCCUCGCAAACUCCCCAUCAAACGCAAAACCCCCCACCACCACCACCCUGACUCCUCUUCCUCUAAACCUAACCCUAAUUUCCUCUCCCCCAAACUCGAAUCCCCACGAGACGACGAAAGCUCCGCCGCCGCCAAAACGCCGCCAUUCAAAUUCCACCGAAUAUGGACCGAGCCCGACGAAAUCCGAUUCCUCCAAGGCCUCCUCCACUGCAAUUCCCAGGGUCUCUCCUUCCCCAAAGACCUCCACCUCUUCUUCGACCAGUUCUCCAAUUCCAUGUCUCAGCCUUACACCAAAUCCCAGCUCUCCGAGAAGCUCCGCCGCCUCCGAAAGAAGUUCCGAGUCAUUUCCGCCAGACUCGCCCGCGGCCUCAACCCUUCCAUGCUCUCACCUCACGAUCGCGCUCUCUUCGACCUCUCCAAGUCCCUCUGGAGCCCCCAAAUCCAAUCGUUUGAUGCCAAUGCCGAUGAUGAUAAUGAUGAUGAGGAGGAGAACGAGGAGUUUUGCGGUGGUCUGGGAAUGGGGGUGGUGGGGGCAAAGGCCGUGUUGGAUGUGUUUGAUCAGUGUUUGAAGGAGGUUCGGGCGGUUCUCCUUCGCCGGGGGCUGCUUCUAGCAGACAAUAAUAAGUCUUCUUCGAAAGCUAUGGACUUCGAGAGGCGGUGGCAGGAUCAAAGGGUGGCGGAAUUGGAAGUUUUCGCUCGCCGAUUGAGGUUGGUUCUCGACAACUCUCUUCGUAGGCAAUGAGUAUCGGUUUUGUGUUCUGGGGUUUUGGUGAUUUGUACAUGUCAUUGUAGAUAGGUUGUCUUAGCAUUUUGUGUUGAUAUCUUGUUAAUGGAUAUUGCUCUUUAUUAAUGUAUUUGAUUGAUUUUAUCAACGUGCUUAUUUUACUUCAAUUUCUGAUUCAAAUGUGAAGUUUGAGAUUUGUGUUAGAGCAGGGUUUUAAUUUGAUCUUAGAUAGAGAGGCAGAAAUUGUAAUGAAGAAAAUCCAGACAGUGGAUUUUCAAUCAUCCAUUGUUAUUUCAUGUUCUGAUAAAUUGUAGUACAGUGCGUAAAUCCGGUUACAUGUUUUGUAAUUUUGUAACAGAUUGUGCAAU
This is a messenger RNA of Quercus lobata, 1285 nucleotides long. RefSeq names its product probable transcription factor At5g28040. Gene Ontology annotation, biological process: regulation of DNA-templated transcription. Gene Ontology annotation, cellular component: nucleus. The coding region runs from base 138 to 935 and encodes 265 amino acids. The record is from RefSeq and is a predicted model, not a curated record. NCBI's taxonomy places the organism in Eukaryota, Viridiplantae, Streptophyta, Magnoliopsida, Fagales, Fagaceae. The transcript is spliced from 2 exons.